Closterium sp. Naga37s-1 is the source of this 1098-nucleotide messenger RNA. The record is from the annotation of a GenBank genome assembly. Lineage: Eukaryota; Viridiplantae; Streptophyta; Zygnematophyceae; Desmidiales; Closteriaceae.
AUGGUAGAACCCCGAAGAACUGGCGUGGGGGCCGUGAAAGGAGGGGUGGGUGGUGGGAUGCAAGGGAGGAGAGGGGCAGCGGGUGAUCGGGGCCCUUGUCGCCCGCUCCACCCGCUGCUGCGGGUGGAGUGUGUGGUGCGGGUGGAGUGUGUGGUGAGGGUGGAGUGUGUGGUGCGGGUGGAGUGUGUGGUGCGGGUGGAGUGUGUGGUGCGGGUGGAGGAGUGUGUGGUGCGGGUGGAGGAGUGUGUGGUGCGGGUGGAGGAGUGUGUGGUGCGGGUGGAGGAGUGUGUGGUGCGGGUGGAGGAGUGUGUGGUGCGGGUGGAGGAGUGUGUGGUGCGGGUGGAGGAGUGUGUGGUGCGGGUGGAGGAGUGUGUGGUGCGGGUGGAGGAGUGUGUGGUGCGGGUGGAGGAGUGUGUGGUGCGGGUGGAGGAGUGUGUGGUGCGGGUGGAGGAGUGUGUGGUGCGGGUGGAGGAGUGUGUGGUGCGGGUGGAGGAGUGUGUGGUGCGGGGUGGAGGAGUGUGUGGUGCGGGUGGAGGAGUGUGUGGUGCGGGUGGAGGAGUGUGUGGUGCGGGUGGAGGAGUGUGUGGUGCGGGUGGAGGAGUGUGUGGUGCGGGUGGAGGGAGUUUGUGUGGUGCGGGUGGAGGAGUGUGUGUUGCGGGUGGAGGAGUGUGUGGUGCGGGUGAGGAGUUGUGUGGUGCGGGUGGAGGAGUGUGUGGUGCGGGUGGAGGAGUGUGUGGUGCGGGUGGAGGAGUGUGUGGUGCGGGUGGAGGAGUGUGUGGUGCGGGUGGAGGAGUGUGUGGUGCGGGUGGAGGAGUGUGUGGUGCGGGUGGAGGAGUGUGUGGUGCGGGUGGAGGAGUGUGUGGUUGCGGGUGGAGGAGUGUGUGGUGCGGGUGGAGGAGUGUGUGGUGCGGGUGGAGGAGUGUGGAGUGUGUGGUGCGGGUGGAGGAGUGUGUGGUGCGGGUGGAGGAGUGUGUGGUGCGGGUGGAGGAGUGUGUGGUGCGGGUGGAGGAGUGUGUGGUGCGGGUGGAGGAGUGUGUGGUGCAGGGUUGUGGAGGAGAGGCAGAGCGAGGGCGAGAGAGGGAGUGGGAGGAAGAUUGA